Messenger RNA from Talaromyces marneffei, 732 nucleotides. RefSeq lists its product as uncharacterized. Gene Ontology annotation, molecular function: oxidoreductase activity. The transcript has 2 exons. The record is from RefSeq and is a predicted model, not a curated record. The coding region runs from base 1 to 732 and encodes 243 amino acids. NCBI's taxonomy places the organism in Eukaryota, Fungi, Ascomycota, Eurotiomycetes, Eurotiales, Trichocomaceae.
AUGUCUUGCGCCGGCAAAGUCGCUGUCAUCACAGGCGGGUCCAAAGGUAUCGGACGAGCCGUGGCCGAGCAGUUUGUCGCUCUCGGAGCCAAAGUCGUUAUCAACUACUCUUCUGAUUCCGCCGCAGCCGAUGAGGUCGUUCAAAAAUUGGGACGGGAUAAUGUCCUCUCUACCAAAGCGGAUGCGGGCUCAGUUGCUGGCACAAAGCAGAUUGUCGACGAGGCAGUUGCCAGAUUCGGAAAGAUUGAUAUCUUGAUUCCCAACGCGGGGUGGAUGCCGAUGGCGAAUCUUGAGGCAGUUACCGAGGAUUUGUUUGAUAGAAUAUAUGAAAUCAACGUCAAGGGACCAUUAUUCUUGGCUAAAGCGGCUGUACCACACAUGCCCGAAGGAUCACAUAUCGUAUUCAUCAGCACAUCGCUAUGUCACGCCGGCACCAUCAUGCCGCCCCAGCUACUAUAUUGCUCUACCAAGGGAGCCAUUGAGCAGUUCACUCGCAUGCUGUCCAGGGAUCUUGCGCCAAAGGGCAUUGUCGUGAAUUGUGUGGCUCCUGGACCGACGGCCACUGAGUUAUUUAUGAGGGGAAAGCCGGAUGCUCUUGUUGACGCUAUCAAAAAGCAGUCGCCAUUCAAUAGAUUGGGGACACCAGAAGAGAUUGCUGAAGCGAUUGUUUAUAUGUCGGGGACUUCUUGGGUGGCCGGUCAGACGCUGAAGGUCAAUGGCAGUUUGAUUUAG